Trachemys scripta elegans is the source of this 2217-nucleotide messenger RNA. It is a transcript of the gene FBXO43, whose product is annotated as F-box protein 43. Gene Ontology annotation, cellular component: nucleus. The transcript has 4 exons. The record is from RefSeq and is a predicted model, not a curated record. Gene Ontology annotation, biological process: regulation of mitotic nuclear division; negative regulation of meiotic nuclear division. Bases 7 to 2070 code for a protein of 687 amino acids. Lineage: Eukaryota; Metazoa; Chordata; Testudines; Emydidae.
UGAAAGAUGUCAGAAAGUCGCUCAGUGCUGUCUAUUCUUAAAAGAGGCAGGUUGACUUCUCCCAGCAACAAUGUGAAAUACUCCAGCUUUAAAGACUCUUGUUCCACCUCCAUAUUUCAUGAUAGUGGAUUUAAUGUAUCAUUAAAAGACCCUAGCUUUGAUCAUACUGAUGCAGAACAUAAAGAUGAACUGAGCGCGAGACAUCUAUCAUUACUACAUGAGUAUUCUGAACAUUCACACCCUAAUUUAGUAAUUCCAGUGUUGUCUCCCAUCGAAAAUGGAAAGAAUUCUAUCUCCUUAUCUGAAAGAAGAGAGGCAAAUGUUGCUACAGAUUUUUUUGAAACUCCGAAAGUAAGUAAAAAAGACUCAUCACUGCGUAGGAGACUGCUUCUGUCUAAAACUGCUUUGGGAGGCAUUGUAGGAUGCUUUGAAAGACAAGCCAAUUCGUCGGAUUGCAGUAGGAAAAAAACAUCUCAUGUUCUCAGCUUUGACGAAAGACUUUCAAAAAGUUCUUCGUAUUCUCCAAGAGAUAACACUUACAAACCUCUAGCUACUAGCACUUUAAAAACUGAGGAGUGUAGUCCUGCUUGCCAAAAAUUGAGACUUGCCUUUUCACAGCAAAGGACUUCUACAGUAGAUGAUUCCAAAUGUAAAAACAACUUGUUGUCAGAACCUGAAUGUUUAUCUCCAAUUCACCUUAAUACUUCUAAGGACACUAUUAUUGACAAGACUCCUAAUGAGUUCAGUGAUAGUGCCCUUACAAGCAUUAAUGAUGAAAGCACCUACCUGGAAUUGCUUAGAACCCCUACAUGUUGUAUGUUGUCUGAGACGAAUGAGGAUAAAUUUCUGACUCCAGUCAGCAACCUAAUAGCAGAUUUUAACUUUGAUUUACUUGACACAAAUACUCCCCCUACUCAUGUGGUAAGUGACUUGGACUUUUCAGUGCCUGAAGACAGUGGGUUUAAUUCCCUUGGCUUAGAUAAAUCAGAAGAUUCCUCUUCAGAUCAUGAGGGAUCUUUCCAAGAACUCCUUCAAAAACAGAAGGAAGUUUCCAAACUUCUGGAUGCUAAAAGAAAGUUAAGAAAACUAGACCGAGUGAGGAGGUUAUCCACCCUUCGGGAACGGGGUUCACAGUCAGAGACAGAGGAAGACUAUGAUAUUACACUAAUUAAUUCAGAAUAUAAAUUAAAAGUAGCAAGAGACCCUGCCAGUGAAGACAGUGGAUUGGUUUUUAAUGAGGAGAAUAGUGGAGAUUUGAUUCUAAAUCUUGGGGAUUUAUCAAGAACGCCUGCUUUACAAGUAGUCCAUGAAAUCUUCAUGCGAAGCAAAAGAAAAAGACCAGAGCAAAAUGGACUCUUGGAGAACUCUGAAAGAGCUGAAAUGUCUGUAUUAGAAUAUAUUCUUGCUGGACUCAUAGGCAAAAAAAUGGGCCUUGAAAAAUUAGAUAUUUUAACAGAAUUAAAAUACAGAGAUUUAAAGCAUAUUCUUGCUAUAGUUUUAGGUGCUUUGACUGUGGAAAGCCUAUGCAGUAUUUGGAAAGUAAGCAAGAACUGGCGUGAAAUUGUUAUACAAGACAAAAAUGCAUAUCUCAGGAGAAAGCUGUACAUAAAACAGCUGAAGGCGGAAGCUGGGGGAUGUCUCUUGCAUGUUGAAGAUGCCGCCACAAGACUUAAUAUGCUGCGUAGAUCUGCUCUAAGACCUGUUCAAGCUCAAGCUAAAACUGCUGUGUUACAAACACCACCUUCUUGCAAUGAGCUUUUAACACCUACAGGAUGCAGUUCUGUUCCCCAGUCAACUAGUAAACAGGAAGAGUACCUUAAGAUUGCCAAAACCCUUUUUAUUGAUGAAGCUUUAAAACCUUGUCCAAGAUGUCAGUGCCCAGCUAAGUAUCAGCCCUUAAAGAAAAGGGGACUUUGUAGCCGAGAAGCCUGUGCAUUUGACUUUUGUAUUUUGUGUUUGUGCACCUUCCACGGGUCAAAAGAAUGCAGUAGUUCAUCUGCAAAGCGGCGAAAUAAAAAAGAUGCUCUUCCAGGAAGUGCCCAAAGCAAGAGAAAUUUAAAACGACUCUAAAUUUAUAAGGAACAUAGGUUUCCCUACUCUCUCUCAAUUUUUGAUCUUGUCUAUAUUUUUUAUUAAUUAUGCAUAUUUUGAAAGUAAUAUUGUCAUUUUGCCCAAUAAUUAAGCUGAUGAUUUCUCAUGUACAUAUCUUAAAUUAAC